AUGAGUACCCCCAAUCACCAUUCCAGCACCGCCAACACCUCCGUCUUUGGGAACAGCUUCCGCAUACGCACCCAAGUAACUGAGGCUUUACUGCGUUUUGAUUUGCCUUCACAGUUGGAACGACAUCAACGAGGCAUGUUUAGAAACCUCAUAGUGCCACAGACGACCCCUGCGAUGCCCUCUCGAGCGCCUGAGCCGAGCCAUCGGCAUGGAGCGCCUUCAGGGCCUUGGCCUUUUCUUGACAUUGACGAUGAGAUUGAGGCUGAUCGAUCGGAGGGCCCAGAAAGUGACUCGCCAAUGUCGGCGUCCCCUUGUAAUCACGUAAAGGGGACAGAAGACGAUGUGUGUUGGUGCAAAUACCCUCAAUCUCUCUUCCCGAAUUGGACGCCGAGGCAGCAGAAGAAAAGCAAGAUUGCCAAGGUGGUGGAGAAAUCUACAGGGCUGUGUACUGUCCAUUGUGUGGAUGUGCAACAGGAUGGGAUCUUCGUUCCCGCAGGGGUCUACGAGGUCAAGGAGUCAAACGUUGAUGAAUAUUGGGGGGCUAUUUUGCGAGGGCGUCCCGAAGGUGUACGAUGUCGAGCAUUAUUCGUCGACCACCUCAACGGGCCCGUGUUACAGAUGCUCGGCACGAGAUACAACAUUGAGCCUUUCUACUUCUCUUCUUCACUCGGUUGGAUACCCUCUCGAUAUCAGUCAAACACCGUUUCUGGAGUUGGCGACCAUAUCACCAUUACACUGACAUUUGCAAGAACGAUGCGUAACCCAACCACGGCCCCGCCAAGUCCCAACUCAAGUAUCCGUUCCGGUAGCACCACUGACAAGCUCGCACACGAGCCGUCAGCCAUGAUGAUUGAUACACAUGCGCCACUGCCGCUGCAGUCCAAUGACAUACUCAUUGUUCCCGACCUUCUCGCUCUGCACAUGGUCCGAUCUGAGCAAGAGAACACCAUCAUCUCCUAUCACCCUGGCCACGACCAUCGAACAACCACUGCUGAGGCCCUUCACCGUCGUUUCGCGUUGACUGGGCGCUCGUCUCUCGCGAUUCUUCACAAUCACUCCCGGUUAACAGGAUUGCAGGAAUCCCAAGUCUUAAUAACGAAUGACACGAACCUCACCCACGAACUUCAUGCAAUACGAGCACAUCUGCUACACUACCAAGCUUUGCUCGACGAUUUCCGCAAGACUAUUACGUUUAUUGAGCAAACUCCCUUCCCGGGUUUAAAUGAUCCGGUUCAAUACCCUCGACAAAGCAGAGAGACAUCACAGCAACUUUUGAAGACGGAAUCUGCAAAUUUGCUGCGAGAAAUCCAGCGGUUGCAGGACAGCAAGCAGCUACAAGAACGGCGGUUGAAGAAUGUCAUGAACCUUGCCUUCAGCAUGGUCAAUCUUGAAGAUAGCAGAUACACGCAGAAACUAACGGAAGCGUCUGUCCGAGAUAGCGCUGCCAUGAAACAAAUUGCCUAUCUCACCAUGUUCUUCUUACCAGCCACAUUCGUUGCUGGGAUAUUCGGGAUGAACGUCGGAGAAAUCAACCCAGGGACCAAGGGCACUCUACUCCACUUCUUCGCGGCUGUGAUUCCGUUGACGCUCAUAACAAUCUGGUUGAUUGUCGCCUACCAGAUCCAGGCUACCACUCCUCGAUUCAAGUUUGAUGGCGAUGAGGAUGAGGGCGCCGAGGCUGAAGGCUCGGAAAAGCGCUAUGGGCUGUAUGAUGGCACUACCCCGCCCAGAACACUCAGUUGGUUGACGAGGUUGUCCUGGCCUGUUGUGUUGGUCUCUUCUCUGUUCGAGAAAAAGGAUCGGAAGAAGAAGGGGGCGAAACUUGGGAAUCGAGAGCACUCCCCCUCUUCCUCUACUUGCAUAAUUGCUCUCGAAUCUCUGAAUUCAAACCGUGUAUUGACCCAUGCCCAACCCCCGUCUGUUGUUCUCGAGUUGAGAGAAGUACGCCAGUUGGCCCAAAUUGCCCUUCCUAAAGCGCCAGACCAUUUUGACGCUCGUGCCAACGACAACAAGACAAAAUUUCCCACUCCGGCGACUCGAGGCGAACUUCCCUCAUUCGCACCAAUUGGCGAUUUGGACGUCAACCACGUAUGCCGCCCCCUUUCUGCUUGCAGGCCGGUUUCUAAAUUACGCAGCCUUCAAGCUAGUAUUUGCGUGAACGACGCUGAAAUGCCUUCUCGACCCCGACAUAGACAUGCAACACCUUCAGGGCCUUGGCCUUUUCUCGACGUGGGCGAUGAGAUAGAUCCCGAGCAAUUAAAUGAUCCCGACAGUCACAUCCCCAUUCUUUCCUCCCCUUGCAUUCACGAGAAAUUCGAACAAGACGACGUGUGCUGGUGUAAAUACCCUCAGGCUCUAUUCCCGAACUGGACGCUGAGCCAGCAGAAAAAAAGCAAGAUUGUCAAGGUCAUAGAAAAGACCAAUGGAACAUGCACCAUAAAUUACGUUGAUGUGUUGAAAGAUGGCACUUUCGUCUCUAGACCAUCUCGGGACAUCGAGGAGGCCACUGUAGAUGCGUAUUGGGGGGUUAUACGGCGAAGGCGUUCCGAAGAUGUGCGAUGCCGGGCGCUGUUCGUCGACCAUCUCAGCGGGCCCGUGUUACAGAUGCUUGGCACGAGGUACAACAUUGAGCCUUUCUACUUCUCUUCUUCACUUGGUUGGAUACCUGCUCGAUAUCAGUCAAACAUUGUUGAUGAAGUUGGCGAUCACAUCAGCGUCACGCUGACGUUCAUACGGCCUGUGAAAGACCAAGACGCGCCAAGUUCCCGUCAGAGCAUCCGCUCUGGUAGCAGCACAAGUGAGCGCGAAAAGCCAAUGAUUGACACACAAGCGCCCCUCCCAUUGUAUUCGAAAGAACUGCUACUCGUUCCCGAUCUCCUCGCUUUGCACAUGGUCCGAUCCAACCAAGGCAAUACCAUCAUUUCUUAUCACCCUAGCCAUGACCAUCGGGCGACCACCGCCCAAGAAUUGCACGAGCGCUUUACGUUAACGGGCCGUUCAGUCUAUUGGAGCACAAUGUUCCAGCAGACGGACGAACCUACUUUGUUGUUCCUGAGCCUCCUGUGGUAUGCCUUGUAUUGCUGGGACGAAGCCUUUGAGGCGUUGUAUUCGCACAUCGGCUUCUUGGAAUCCCAAGUAAUCAUUACCAAUGAGAUGGAUCUGACCCUCGAACUUCAUGAAAUACGUGCACAUCUGCUGUACUACGAAUCUCUUCUCCACGACUUCCGCAAAACCGUUACAUUUGUGCAGCAUGUUUCUCAUCCCGGAUUGGACGAUCCCGCUCGCUACCCUCCAGAUCUCAAAGAAACGUCGCAGCGACUUUUGGAGACAGAAUGCGAGAACCUGCUGCGAGAAAUUGACCGGUUAGAAGACAGCAAGGCACAACAGGAAUGGCGGUUAAGGAACGUUAUGAACUUGGCCUUCAGCAUGGUGAACAUAGAAGAUAGCAAAUCAACACAGUCACUCACUCUUACCGGUAUCAGAGAUAGUGCUGCUGUUCGACAAAUCCAUUACCUCUUCAUGAUCUUCCUGCCCGGGGCCUUUGUUGCUGAGGCGUUCAAGAUGAACAUUACGCAAAUUACCGGCAAGCCUAACAACCCCAAUUUGCAUGACUACGUCGUGACAGCCAUCCCCUUGACGGCCUUGACGAUCUGGUUGAUCAUUGCAUACCAAUUCCAGGUCAAGAUCCCCAGAGUCAACCUCCGCACGCGGAACAAUGAGAAUGAGGCGAGAUCGGAACUUGUGGAUAGGCGAGAUAUCGUCGACGACCGCGCAGGUCCCGGGGAAGUCACUCUUCGAAAGUUUGGACACGGAGAUAAUGUAGAGACUCGAGGGAGUGUCGAGCUUGCAGAGCUAAGGGAUCAUGCCAUUUAA
Molecule: messenger RNA, 3873 nt
Organism: Laccaria bicolor S238N-H82
Lineage: Eukaryota; Fungi; Basidiomycota; Agaricomycetes; Agaricales; Hydnangiaceae
Exons: 20
Coding region: 1-3873 (1290 amino acids)
Biological process (GO): metal ion transport; transmembrane transport
Cellular component (GO): membrane
Molecular function (GO): magnesium ion binding; cobalt ion transmembrane transporter activity; cobalt ion binding
Source: RefSeq, a predicted model, not a curated record